Messenger RNA from Crotalus tigris (Tiger rattlesnake), 6251 nucleotides. It is a transcript of the gene ACVRL1, whose product is annotated as activin A receptor like type 1. Gene Ontology annotation, biological process: dorsal/ventral pattern formation; angiogenesis; protein phosphorylation. Gene Ontology annotation, cellular component: BMP receptor complex; plasma membrane. NCBI's taxonomy places the organism in Eukaryota, Metazoa, Chordata, Lepidosauria, Squamata, Viperidae. Bases 485 to 1993 code for a protein of 502 amino acids. Gene Ontology annotation, molecular function: ATP binding; transforming growth factor beta receptor activity, type I; SMAD binding. The record is from RefSeq and is a predicted model, not a curated record. The transcript has 10 exons.
AGCAGGAAGAGGCAGUAAUAAGAAACAUUUUUAACUUCUCCUACAUCCAGAUUCUUACCAAACCUCUGCUUUCAGGCGAGAGGCUAAGAGAGGGGCUGGAAAUAAGAUCUCGUCUUCUAUCCCCGCUCAGACACACCUCCCUCUCGUGCACCACCUCCCUGAGACAAACUUUAGCCAGACUGAGCUUUGGGCUAAAUUAGGGGGAAACCUUCUUUUUUCAGUUGGGAAAUCUAGAUGGAGAGGAUGAUCAGCAAGGAGGUCUGUGACCAUCUCUCAGCUUAGGCUCAAUCAGAGAAAACCUGGGAUUUGCUCAGGGCAGGGAAAUUAAAUACACCUUUCCAGAAGGCGCUUCAGGUUUUGAUACUGGAGGAAAACCUCACAUCGGAGGACGAGUUCAUCACAGCCUGCCAGAAGCAGGAAAACAGCAGGAUACAGGACGUGGUCAAGCUCUGCUCCCCUCUCAAUUCAAAAUCUUCCGGAGAAAAUGCCUUCUCAAGAAGCUACGGCUGGCCUUUUUUCAAUAAUCCUGUGUCUUGCAGGAAACAUUGCACUCACAGCUGGUCAGCCGAACUGUAUCUGUAUGCAAUCAGUAUGUUCAGAAAAUUUCACAUGCUCAGGAGAUUGGUGUUUUGUAAGCAAACACUUGGAGAAUGAAAAAAUGGUCAAUAAGAAAGGCUGUCUGAAGGAAGCAAAUGAGUUUUGCUGGGGCUCUAUCACUAAAACCUACGGCAUAAAAUGCUGCCAGGGCAACAUGUGUAAUUUGAAUCUUUCCAUCCGGCUAAUAGAUGAAGACCUGCCUGAAGAGGGCCCAUCUUUGAAGAAUCUUCUCCUGAUGGUCCUGGUUCCACUGUUUGCUAUUUUGAUUCUCAUUAUAUUAGUUGGUCUUUUUGUCUGGAAAUGGGCCCAAAGCCGGCGGAGACAUAUGCCAUUUGGGUCUAAUGAACUGGGCGAUGUGGAUUUUAUGCUGAAGAACUCUCUGGCUGGGGACAACACCUUAGAAGUCCUGCUGAAUGAUGACUGCACCACUGGAAGUGGGUCUGGAUUGCCUUUUCUAGUCCAAAGAACUGUGGCUCGGCAGAUCACCUUGGUUGAAUGUGUUGGCAAAGGACGCUAUGGGGAAGUGUGGCGUGGUACUUGGCAUGGAGAGAAUGUGGCUGUCAAGAUUUUCUCUUCCCGUGAUGAGCAGUCAUGGUUCCGUGAGACUGAGAUUUACAACACGGUGCUGCUAAGGCAUGACAACAUCUUAGGAUUCAUUGCGUCAGACAUGACAUCACGGAAUUCAAGUACUCAACUCUGGCUAAUCACUCACUAUCACGAGCAUGGCUCCCUCUAUGAUUACUUGCAAUGCACAGUGUUGGACGUGGAGACCUGCUUGCGUUUGGCCACCUCAGUCAUCUGUGGGCUCGUUCAUCUGCAUGUGGAGAUCUUUGGCACCCAGGGCAAGCCGGCCAUUGCUCAUCGGGAUCUGAAAAGCCGGAAUAUCUUGGUCAAGAACAAUAAGCAGUGCUGCAUUGCUGAUUUAGGAUUGGCAGUUAUGCAUUCCCAGAGCAGUGAUUACUUGGAUAUUGGGAACAACCCACGAGUGGGCACCAAACGCUACAUGGCACCUGAAGUUUUGGAUGAACAGAUUCGUAUGGAUUGUUUUGAAUCCUUCAAGCGGACAGACAUCUGGGCUUAUGGUCUGGUCCUGUGGGAGAUAGCCCGAAGAACCAUUGUGAACGGGAUUAUUGAAGAUUAUAAACCUCCUUUCUUUGACUUGGUUCCAGUCGAUCCCAGCUUUGAAGACAUGAAAAAAGUGGUUUGCAUUGACCAGCAGACACCCACCAUUCCCAAUCGGAUGUUCUCUGACCCAGCUUUAUCUUCCCUAGCUAAGAUCAUGAAAGAAUGCUGGUUCCAGAGUCCAUCAGCAAGACUCACAGCUCUGAGGAUUAAAAAGACACUGAAAAAACUCAGCAACUCCUUCCACAAAGGCAAAUACUCUCCGAGCUUCUAGGACCAGAGAUUGGAUUUCUAACUCCUUAGCUCAAAGGAAGUUCAAGGUCACCCCUUCAAAGUUUCCUGCUGGUCCUGGCCUCUGUCUGUGGCUUCAGUAAACUUCCUUUGAAACUUGACCAAGAGGAUUUGGACUAGAGCUGUAUGGUUCAAACUGACUCUCUGCAGGGAAGUUUCACAGAACAGAUGACAGCUUCUGGAAUCCUUAAUUUGCUCCUCUAGCAACAAAAGGAGGGGGGCAUGCCCACUUUUUAGAGAAUGUACAUUAAUAUAAAUACUCCCUGGAUCUGUAACCUGACGCCAGCCCGUCUCGCCACCAAAUCCUGAAAAAUGGGAGGGAUCCCAUUUGCAAAGAACACAGCUGCUAUGCCCAAAGGGGUGGCUGCCUUUGAAACGCCAGUUAAGGAUCAUUUGCAAGGUAGUGUUUAGAUUGAACAUAUAAAGUCUGUUCGUGCCUCUAGCUGUGUGUGCACGCAUGUGCAUACAUGUGUGCAGAGGAGCCAUUUCAAAAGUGCAUGCAAUGGUUUAAAGGGGCAGAUACAACUAUGCAAACGUUUGUGCCAGAUAAAUCUGAGACCGCUAUGGGAAUACAACAAUUCUGUCUGUCCAUAUGUGAAUAUGGUCAGCGUGAUAUUGCUUUGCUUGUAUGUAGUCAUGAUUUUUUAUAUAUAUAAGCCUUAAUUUAAUAGCACAAGGCUCCAAAAUGGCUUUCCAUCCUGUAAUUGAUUUUACAACCAGCCGUGACUAGCCCUGUCAUAUUAUCCCAGAACAUGAUCAGUAGAAACAGGGUGUAGCAACCAUGCUGAACAGAGCUGGUUUUAUUCUCCUUAUGGAUGGAAGACAACUAGUGAACCUUAUGCACACGCACACACACGCACAUGCACACAUAUGAUGCAUUUUUUCCUGCAUUUGAAUCCAGCAAGAGUUAAGCAUCACCAACACUAUAAUGUUCAGCCACUGCAGCUUUUCUUAGGAGUUGUCAUUUUUUAGGCAAUUUGGAACCAAGGUGAAUGUCCAACAGCUGUAUUUGCAUAUGAACACAUCAACUUAAUUUUGAGAAAUUUAAGUAUGCAGAUGCAAUAUGAGGCAAAAGUCUAACCAAAUAAAAACUUCACCCUUUUGAUUUUAAGAUGGUGGUGAGAGGAAUGGGCCCUAUCUAUAAGCUGGGUCAAACAUUACUCUUUCCACUUGGUGUUACUGUAUUGCACGGACGAGUUGCAGUAGCUGUAAGCUACACAAACCCUGUGCACAAACUGAGUCCAAUAGUUCCACUAAGACUGAGAUGGGUAGAUUCCUUCUUGACAUGCCAGAUACAUCUAUAAGUGAACAAAUUGCAAAGGCUAAGGCCUGUCCUUGUAAAAUUACUAUUUUGAAUAAAAGGGUGGAAGGUGGAAAACUUUUGCAACAUUUAAAUCAGGCCUAAGACUGAACGUCUGAAUAGCCUGUUACAAGACAAGACAUAGCAUUAACAGGAAAGUGUAAUGGGGAAGUGUUCAUUCAGGAGAAUUGUGCUAACAUCUCCAAGGAAUUAGCUUUCUAUGUCUUAGAAAUGUAUGUCAGCAUAUAACAUAUCCAGGAUAGCUGAGUAGAAGAAACUGAAAAACACAUAAUCUCAUUUCAUCCAAAGCCUCUAAAUUGCUUUGAGAUCAUUACUAAUUUGCACAGAAAUUAUUUUUGUAUUUAUUAAACAUGCUCGGGGGGGGGGGGGAGGUGGGAAAUCAGCAGCUUUUUGUUAUUGUUUGCAAAAAUGUUCCAAAGAUUCUAUAAUGGGAAAGAAGGAUGAGAGACACAAAUUAACAAAGGAGGACAAAGAGUUUCAGAGGAGAAAACAACAGUUUUUUGUUUUUUUUUUUAAAAAAAGCUACAACUCCACUCAGAGACCACUUAAGUCCCAUUAGGACUAACAGGAGUCAAGUGUUCUAAAUGCACUCCCAGAUGGCAAGUAAUAAUUAAACUAUGCCUUUUCUUUCAGCUCAUAAAAAUGAGUGGUGCAUGAAAGAUUGCUGGAUUACAGUAGUUUAAAACAGGAGAGGAAAAAAACGUAUUUGUUGAGGGACACAUCCAAAGCUGAAUUGGAAUCUGAAUCCAGGAUUUCCUCUAACAAACAUCUGCUUGUCAAAGUCUUUUUUGACAUUUGCCAUCAGAUACUUCAAUAAGGCUGAUUGAAAAUAUAUCUAUGAUACUGGAAAGCUAGUCUAAUUGAUUUUCAGGAAAUUGCACACUUAAUGCUUUUUGGCUUUUAGAUGCACAUAGUAUUUUAUAAAUAAAACCUAAAAAUGCCAGCAAUAAAUGUACAGUAAUAAAAAAGGUUUUGCAGAUAUACCUAUCAUAUACGAAUCAGGUAGGGUUAGCUGCGGAUGCUUGUCAAACAUCCACAAAUGCACAGUUUGUCUGGGUUUAAUUCUGAUCUUUUGGGAUAAAGAUAGAAAAGUUAACUCUCUGGAACCCAGGAAAAGCCACUUUUAGUCAGUUUGUAGAAUCCUGAACUAGACGGUUUCUUAUGUUCCUAAGUGCUCAACAGCUGCAUGAUUUCAUAGCCAAUUGCUUGCUGAUUGCAAACUGCUGUUUAUCCAGGAUAGAUGAGUGUCCAAAAUAUUGCGGCUGGCUCCAUGUUUUUAUUAGUCUAGGAAGUUUUGAAUUCCAUGUAGUACAGGCUGGAAUUUUUAUCAAGUUGUUUCCCCAUUAAGAACCCAACCAAUUUUUCAGCUUUGAUAAUGGAUUUUGGACAAAGCUGCAAAAUAGCACAUUGAUAAACCAAGAAAAUACGGUACUAUGUUGGAUGCAUCUGCUAUUCCAAACCAUCAGCCUAUUUUCUAGCAAAACGGUGCCCCCGCAGCCCUCCAAUUGGCACAGAAGCUUAGCUGUAUGUUUAUUUUAAUCAGAAGCUUGCCCAUGUGAAUCAAUAACAUAUGUAGUAAUAAGUCUACAUAUCCAAACAGCUCUGAUCAAAAGUAAUUAAGCAUAAAUCAUUCCAUGUGCUGAAAGAAGCCCUCAUGUGCAGACUCUAAACUCAGGGACAAAUCUCAGUCUAAGCUAAAUAUGGAUUUGAUAAAAAAAAGAAAGAAAAAAAAAAACCCCUGGUCUCCAUAGCCACUGACACUGAUAGCAGAAAUGUGCAAAGCUGCAGGAAGAGAAAUUUAGGUUAACUAGGCAGAUAGGUCCAAUUUAGUACACACAUGUUUCUCUCAUGCAUACGGGAUCAUAAUUAGAAACCAUAAGAGAGAAUAGAUGGAUUUUUCCCCCCUCAGCAUGUGUUCAGAAAUCCCUCUAUUGUUUUCUUUGCAUGUCCAUCCUGGCAUCUGAUUGUUGAAGGACCAACGGAUGCACACUGCCAAAGUGCUGCCAAUAUUGUUCAUAUAGCUUCUCACUGUUUAGUUUACAUUCUUUUCUUCACCCUGUAAACAUUAGGUAACACUGAAAAUGAUUAGGCAUUCAUGGUUAGAUUUACAACUCAGCUGUGAAUGAGCCCUGUGCACAACUCUUAUACAAUGUCUGUAAUUUUCCAGUGAAUAUGUGAAGUUUUGGUAUUCAUGUAAUGUACGCGCUCAUGUCUCUGUUCAGACCUCGAUUCAUUUUGAUAGAAAGAUAGAUGGAUCCUAUAGCUGAUAAUACACCAACAGUUGUCCCUAGUCUUGCGUAACUACAUUAACACAAGAUAUAACUUUAAUUCAGGGUCAGGCAAAGUGGUACCCCCCCCCCCCGAAGCUCUCUGUCCCACCUGAUUUUUAUGCUUUUUAAUAUUUUUUUUAAAAAAUAGAGAAUAGGAAACAGGCAUGCUGCAAUGCAAAGCAAAAUGCUCUAACACCAUAUUAAUCUGGAGCAAUGCCUUUGGGCCCCAUAAAGGCCCACUGGGAGAGUAGAAAGUACACUGGGGGGGGGAGAGGGAGUUUGUUCUCUAGCUAAAUGGGCAUUUGGGGAUUACCCUUGCUCAUUACAGCAGCCAUUAUCAAAACAGACAAGUCCGUCUGGGGGCCCUUUGGGGAGUAAAGCCUAUCAUGUGCUCUCAACAUUAUGAACGUGCCCCUACGCUGAGUCCACCUCCUUACUUGGUUAAGGCAAUCUCAGUGUGACUGAAGACCCUGAGCCCAUACACAGUGAUUUCAUUGUCUCCUUGCAGGAAGCGCUAACCAAUCCCCUGUCAUACUUGUCAUGCAAACUUUGAUCUUCCGGCAUUUGUGUACCCUGAAUGAUCUCAGUGAUAGUUGGCUGUUCUUUUAUGGGCUUUUUCAGCCUUCUAAUAAACUUUUGAUUUUCCUUAA